Molecule: messenger RNA, 576 nt
Organism: Camellia sinensis
Lineage: Eukaryota; Viridiplantae; Streptophyta; Magnoliopsida; Ericales; Theaceae
Source: RefSeq, a predicted model, not a curated record
ACCACACAAUUGACAAGUCCUUUAAAAACCACUCUCCUCUUCAUCUCUUUACCAAAGUCAUGGCUAGUUAUGGCACCAACACCACCACACACAGGCCAUCACCCACCACCACCACUUCCUCACCUCCCUCCACCACUCCUCCACCCGACGAAUCCAAAGCCUCAACCCGAAAAAGCCGCCAAAAUUUUACCCUCAUAUUCAACCUCCCCACCACUCCAGAAGCAGCCGCGGUACGAAUUAUCAGAAACUUAAACCAAUUCAAAGCAUACUACACAAUGUUCAUUUUGGUUGUACUCUCCAUUGCCCUUAUUCCACAACGUAAAAUUUCACUGUUGUUCUUGAUGGGCACGUCCACCUUGACUUGCUUGUACUUGUUAUUGGUACAGUCAUUGCCUGAAUCAAAAUUGCUUCAUGAGAUCAUCGAUAAACGCCUAGUUUUGUUCUUGGUUGUGAUUGUCAUCAUGGUUGAGAUGAUAUUAACGAGCGCGGCGAUUCAUUUUUUUGUGACGGUGGCUGCGACGACGCCGGUGAUUGUGGUUCAUGCAGUUUUGUGGGUGAGAGAGUAUGUUUUUGUGG